Haliotis rubra (blacklip abalone) is the source of this 857-nucleotide messenger RNA. Its product is annotated as synaptonemal complex central element protein 2-like. The record is from RefSeq and is a predicted model, not a curated record. The transcript has 3 exons. Lineage: Eukaryota; Metazoa; Mollusca; Gastropoda; Lepetellida; Haliotidae. The coding region runs from base 75 to 485 and encodes 136 amino acids. Gene Ontology annotation, cellular component: central element. Gene Ontology annotation, biological process: synaptonemal complex assembly.
GGGGGAAUAACUCUGAUCGAUAAACUUUGAGCUCCUGACAACGCUUACAACGGAAGUUUGUCAGAGUACUGAGAAUGGAGGAUCAGCAGACGAAUCCAGAACUGGGAGAACUGGACCCAUCAGCCAUGAGCUGUGUAAAGCCGGCACCACAGCAGUGUCUGACGACCAAGGUGGACGCCCUCAGUGACGUCACACGGGAGUCACUCCAUUCCAGCGCUCAGAAAGUUGUGGAUGAUCUCAACUCCAAGAGAAAACAAGACACACAACUACUUUCCAACUUCAAGAAGGCCCUAAAUGAGCAGAUGGAAAGUGCUUGUAAUCGCCUGGAGCAACACAUGUUCUUAGGAUAUGAGAAGAGUGGAGGCCUCAUUCAAGAGAAGUUACAGAAACUCUACCUGUGUCUGGACCGUAUUGAGAAGAUUGAAUCUGAGCUACAUGAAUUCAAAGAAGCCCUGAAGAUUCUGUAUCAAGAUAUGCAUUCUUAAAAAAAGUAUCGGACUUUUGUGACAUGUUAUUUUCAUACUAACCCUAAUGACCAAAGAUGGAAUCUGUAUCAGGAAAAGCAUUGUUUGAAGAAACACAUAUAUUUGCUCAUUGUUAUUAAAGCAAUAUUUUAUUAUGUUACAAAAUUAUUAAACCUAUUGUUAUGAUUAUAUGUGUUGUAGGUUUGUGGUGUCAACUGUCAAAACCAGAAGGAUAAUGGUAUGUAAGCCAGAAAGCCUAGAAAUCUUUCAAACAAAACAAAUGUUACAAGUUACAUAGAUUCGGAUGCAAUCAUCAGUUACCUGAGGAUUCUCCCCUUCCCCUUACAACAACCUCGCUUUUAUUUUCGAACACUGAAUAAAUGAAGCCUUGAA